Trifolium pratense (red clover) is the source of this 906-nucleotide messenger RNA. RefSeq names its product protein GLUTAMINE DUMPER 3. The transcript has a single exon. The record is from RefSeq and is a predicted model, not a curated record. Bases 130 to 684 code for a protein of 184 amino acids. Gene Ontology annotation, biological process: regulation of amino acid export. Lineage: Eukaryota; Viridiplantae; Streptophyta; Magnoliopsida; Fabales; Fabaceae.
AUUACCCACUUUCACAACCCAAUCUUCUUUUCCAAAUCAUCUCUCUAAUUAUUUUUCUCAUCUCCUCCUUAACAAACUCUCCCCUGUUUUUUUCUCUGUUCUACACAAAAACAAACAAACAAACAAAAAAUGGCCGCAUACAGAGAACCCAUGAGUGUACACGAAAGAGCACCAAUCUCAUCACAAACACCACACUCACCAUGGCAUUCACCAGUUCCUUACUUAUUUGGUGGUUUAGCAGCCAUGUUAGGACUAAUAGCUUUUGCUCUGUUAAUCCUUGCAUGUUCUUAUUGGAAACUUUCAGGUUAUCUUGAAGGUAACAAUGAAUCUGAAAGAGACCUUGAAGCUGGACAAGGAAACAACGAAACAGAUCAGAAACCACAAAAACCAUAUGAAGAAAAAAUCUUGGUGAUUAUGGCUGGACAAAAUAAACCAACAUUCUUAGCCACACCAAGCAUGUCUUCUUCAAGUGCAAGUACUAGUAGAUCUUCUUCUUUUGGUGAUAACACUAGUACAUGUACUUGUGACCAGAAUCAUAAAUCCAUGGAAACUAUCAAUGAUGGUGAUGGUGAUGAUUCAACCGUGAAAAGGGAAAGCGGUGGUGAAAAUCAUGUAAGAACAACAGAGAGUACUGUAGCAGCAACAAGAACAACAACAGAAACAUCUUCAGAGCAGAACGUUUGAAAGACAAAGCUGGUGACAGUGGUGUUUUUUUGACGGUUUGUUUUAGGUGUCUCGAUCCAUUGCAUGUUCUGUUAUUGGGUUUAGAAUUUUAGAUCCUUCUUUUUUAAUGAACAUGUUCAAUUUUCAUUUUCAUUUUCAAUACCCACAAAGUACAACUGUACAUUAUUUCGGGAAUGUAAAUUUGUUGAGGUGGAAUGGAAGGUUUGCUAGUUCUAUUUUUUA